CCGAUCAGGUGGGACAUGGAACUUCGACUGCCGGUGACCAUGCAGCCCAAGAGGAUGAUACUUCUACCGCCCUGGCCGAUCAUCUUUUCCUUAUCUAUUAUGCAGAGAGAUGUCGUUGAGAUUAUGUCUGGCAUAGUGAAAAACAUCUCAGGGCUUAAGUCGCAAGUGGAAAAUAUUUUCUCUGCGCUGAAGCUUGCUGUUGGAGAUGAUAGAUGUGUACACCACUUUGGUCAGCUAAUUGCGAACCUGUUAAAAGAUGAAGAUCUUCACAAGGCAAUUGUUAUGGCACAUAUUCAGUAUCCAUGUCCGGAAGUGCUUGCCCUCUUAGAGGCUUACUCAAUGGAAAAAAGUGACCAAGAAAGAGUUGAGUAUCUCAGGAGAGACGUCAGAUUGGGACGCGGCCUUAAAGAAGCAUUGGCGACUAGGUUCUGUGGUGAACAACUUCGGCGUAUGUGUGAACGGGUAAGAAACUAUGAUGGACUACUUGAUACAGAAGAUUUAACUCCAGAGAUAUGUUCUGAUCCUUCACUCUUUCUUGGAAUUAAGAGGGCAGCAAGUUCCGAGUCAUUAGCUGCUGUCAAGAUGAAAACGUCGAAAGGGAGCGUGGAUACUGCAGACCCAAUGGUUAAGGUUUCGUUGUCUGAUUUUGGAUUUACGCCUGAAAGUAUACAAUCCUAUUCAUCUUUCUCUGUCAUUUAUUCUCUGGCGCAGAAACCUGGCCUUGAGUUUAUGGCUGGCAUAGUGGAAAACAUCUCAAGGCUGAAGUCGCAAGUGGAAAAUAUUUUCUAUGUGCUGAAUCUUGCUAUUGGAGAUGAUCGAUUUGUAGACCAUCUUGGUAAGCUAAUUGUGAACCUUUUAAAAGAUGAAGCAUUUCACCAGGCAUUUGUUGGGGUACAUAUUGAGGAUCAGUAUCCGGAUGUGCUCGCCCUCGUAGAGGCUUACUCAAUGCAAAAAAGUGACCUAGAACGAGUCAAGUGUCUCAGGAGAGACGCCGGAUUGGGAUUCGUUUUGCAACGCAAAACAGAUACCAUUGACUUUAUGAGUGAAACGUUGAGCAUCAUAUUGGGGUACUGGAGUAGUCCAUGGUUUUGCAGCAAGUUGCGUGAAGCGAUUAAUGGAAAUGAUGCAGCCAGGGAAAUUCCACGGGUGACUAGAAUUAUUAAUGUUGGUGUUCCACCCUCUAUCGAGGGCCUUAAAGAAGCAUUGGCGACUAGGUUCGAUGGUGAUAAACUUCAGAGUAUGUGUGAAGUGAUAGAUCGUGAUAAAGAUCUUUACAAGGUAGGCCUCCUAUCUUUCCGCCGCCCAAGUACGAUAAAAUGGUUCACCAUUGACUGGUUGGACGAGGAGGAAUUCUAUAUUGGUAUGUCCAGUCACUCUGAACACCCGUACCCUGGUUGCAGUCCAGUGUGAUUGUUCUUUCCAACCCUACCUACUUGUACUGGGAUAUGUUUAGAUUCAUUUUGUGAUGUUGAACGUUUUAUUUUAUUUUGUUGAUGUUGGAUGACGAUAAUCCCUCUCCAUUACAUCUCCAUUACAAUUAAAUUAGUGCUGUUAAAUUAAACGAGUC
Striga asiatica is the source of this 1567-nucleotide messenger RNA. NCBI's taxonomy places the organism in Eukaryota, Viridiplantae, Streptophyta, Magnoliopsida, Lamiales, Orobanchaceae. The record is from the annotation of a GenBank genome assembly.